Molecule: messenger RNA, 938 nt
Organism: Salvia splendens (bonfire salvia)
Lineage: Eukaryota; Viridiplantae; Streptophyta; Magnoliopsida; Lamiales; Lamiaceae
Exons: 1
Coding region: 258-743 (161 amino acids)
Source: RefSeq, a predicted model, not a curated record
UCGGUGUUACUAAAAUUGCGUCUUCAUCUUUCUCUCUCUGUCCCAAAACCAUCUCUUUCUUUCUUCUUGGAUUUUCUUCACAACAAUUCCACAGCCCCAAUUCAUUUCUCAAAAAUCCAUUGAUUAAUCCUCAAAUUUCACAAACCACCGCCCUUUUCCUGUGCAAGAUUCUUCCUUUUCCCCCAAUUUCUUCCUCUCCCAUCGAAAUCCCCCCUUUUCCACUUCAAUUCAGAUUCAAUUUCCCCCAAUUUGAAUCCAUGAAGGUUCACCCGGCGCCGCGGAAGCGCAACAUUACGCUGCGAUACGACGUCGCAUCGAUCCUCGCCCAAUCCGACGGCUGCCGGCAGAAGAAGCUGCGGCGCCUCCCUCACAUCUUCGCCAAGGUGUUAGAGCUCCCCUUCCACUCCGACGCCGACGUCUCGAUCGAGGACACGCCGCUGUCGAUCCGAUUCACCGCCGCCACCGACGACAUCAGCGGCGACGUCAGGGCGGAGGCCGUCGCGAUCUACCCCGGCGUCACGAAGAUCGUCGUGAGGGGAGACGGCGUCGUCGAUGUCUCCGGGACGGAAUUCGAGCUCGAUCUGUGGCGGUUCCGCCUGUCGCCAUCCACGCGCCCCGAGCUUGUGUCCGCCGCCUACGAGGACGGCGAGCUGGUGGUGACCGUGCCGAAGGGGGAGGACGAGGAAGACGGCGGCGGCGGCGGGGAUUUGGGGAAUCGGAGGAGGCUUGUACUUGUACAGUAACCUAAUUUUCCCCCUCUUUCUCUUAGCUCCAAUUUCAAUUUCGAAGAAUGUUUAUUUCGUGAUUCACGACGCAAUUUCAAUUUAACUUUUGAUCAAUCUCAACCUGGUUUAGAUGUUAGUUAAGCUAGCUAGGUUUUGUUGAGAACAGAAAUUGGGGGAAAAAUAAGUUUAAUCUUGAAUUCAAUUUUACUUCAA